Messenger RNA from Xenia sp. Carnegie-2017, 1023 nucleotides. Its product is annotated as 2-aminoethanethiol dioxygenase-like. Gene Ontology annotation, cellular component: mitochondrion. Gene Ontology annotation, molecular function: oxidoreductase activity, acting on single donors with incorporation of molecular oxygen, incorporation of two atoms of oxygen. Lineage: Eukaryota; Metazoa; Cnidaria; Anthozoa; Malacalcyonacea; Xeniidae. The transcript has 9 exons. The record is from RefSeq and is a predicted model, not a curated record. The coding region runs from base 64 to 780 and encodes 238 amino acids.
CAAAGACUACUACGUUUUGUUUGAGAAUGAUGAACGUCGUUGGGAAAAUUUCAAGGUUGAAGAAUGGUUGAUAUGGCUAACAUUCAAAAGCUGGCAAGACAAGCUUUCAAGACGUUUAGAAGUGUUGAAAAACCGCCAACAAAGGAAAAUUUAGACACAUUAAAAGAGAUGAUGUCGACCAUCACCGUUAACGAUGUGAAUUUAUCAAGACCAAACACCAGAAGAAGAUCUUUCGUUCAUCACUUUGCUCCAGUUACGCAUGUAAACAUUAUUGAUUGUUCAUAUUUUUCAAUGGCCAUAUUUAUUGUGGAUCACGGAUGCAGACUGCCAUUGCACAAUCACCCUGGAAUGUAUGGAUUUUGCAAAGUUUUGUAUGGGCAAAUUGAAGUUGAAAUGUACAGUCCUUUGAAAAGCGAACAGGACACAAACGGAAUAAUUUCCAAAAACGAUGAAUAUGAAAAAUUUCUGUAUCAAGGGAAACAUCAAUUUGAUAGUAAAUCAGUUCUUUGUACCGUUACACCAUGUAAUGGUAACUUACACAGUAUUUCAGCCGUUAGCGGCCCAGCUGCUUUUCUUGAUAUUCUUGGUCCACCAUACUCUAGCGACGAGGGUCGUGAUUGCAUAUAUUAUAAGAAAUGUUGUUUGACCAACGAAGAAUCAAGUAACUUGCGAUAUUUAAAAGAAAUACCUUGUCCACCAGAUUUUUUCUGUGAUUCGCAGAACUACACAGGACCCAAAGUGACGAUAGAAGAUCUUAUAGAGAACGGUAACGAAGGAUAAUGGAGGAUGAUGGUGAAUAAAAGAAGUUUAUAUUGUUGUUGGUUAUCCCAUCAUCAUUGGUAUCUUAUUUUACAAUUCUUCUUAUCAAGACAAUUUAAUGAAUUUUGUAUUGUCGAAUAAAGAAUAAAUUGUUUAUCGUUAUAUUGAUGGUGUAUUAUAAGAAAUUGGUGUAAAUGUACAUUAUUUUGAUGUAAUGAUGGAAAUCAAAUAAAUGUGCGACAAAUUUGUCAAUGUGGAAAGAAA